AUGGAUCUGGACCAGGCCAAGCUGCGGGCCUUGUCUCUGCUCAAAGACAGUCUGCUGCGGAGGAAGGACCAGGCCAUGCAGCGCUUUGAGACACACCAACAGCUCUGUGACCAGAUCAUCCAGGGACAGAGGCUCUUCAUCAGUGAGCACAGUUUACUGGUGCCUCCUCAGUUGCAGCAAUUUUAUGAUGUUUACACAAAAGAAGGCGACAACCGGCGAUUUGAGCGAGUGCUGGCUUUGGACACUGCACGGUUCACUGUCAAGGAGCGCUCUCUCCCAAAGAUCUCAGUCCCACUCCAGAGCCGAGUCCAGAAGCUAGACCAGGCCCCGGACCAGACCCUAGACCUGGAAUCGGACCAGGAGAGUGUGAGGACCGUGAUGCUGGAGUGUGGCCGAGAAAAGAGAACCAUAAAACAGCGGGAAUACUGCACUUCUCUUCGCGGGAAAAGUCAUCCAAACGCCGGACUAACGACUGGAGUGUCCCCGGGAGAAGUACCUCGACACUGGGCACGAGGCGACUGUUAA
Knipowitschia caucasica is the source of this 525-nucleotide messenger RNA. The record is from the annotation of a GenBank genome assembly. NCBI's taxonomy places the organism in Eukaryota, Metazoa, Chordata, Actinopteri, Gobiiformes, Gobiidae.